AUGGUGGAGGCGCUGUGCAAUAAGUGUCGAGCAGCGCCUCCACUUAGCGGCGACUCCUGGUGCUUGGCUUGCACCGCGUGCGAGUCGAUCUCGUGCGAGCUUCGGUCUCGCUGGGGUUCGCACGAGCUGAGGAGGCUCGCAGCGGACGAGCUCGUGGAUCAGAGCAAGGCCAUCAAGACCCUGCGGAUCCUCUCCCUACGCUUGCGGUUCGAGGGGGCAGACCGAAGCGGGGCCAGAUCGGGGCCUUCUACAGGAGCAGGUGUUGCACUGGGAGCCACCGGAAAAGCCAAGCCAGGACCACCGCCGAAGGCACCGCCCAUCCUCAAAGAGGCUACAGGCAAGACACCGGAGGUCAUUGAAGAGGAGGUUGAAGUUGAGAAGUACGAGGAGGAGUCGGAGUAUUCGUACGAGACUUCGGAGGAAGAGGUUGACACUUGGCAGGAAGCAGAGAGGCCUCCCGUUGAACGCAAACCCGAGUCGCCGAAGAAGGGCGCUGGGAGUGCAGAGGUUGCAGAGGACAAGAAGGAGAGGAAGCGUAAGAGCCGAGGAGAAGAGAAGGUUGAGAGCAAAGCUUCAAAGAAGAAAGAGAAGAAAGACAAGGGAGAGAAGACCAGGUCAGUGUUUCCCUCAUGGGCCGAGGGGGAUUCCUUCGGUCUGGAGGGAGGACCGGACUGGCACAUGGUGACGCCGGUGCGAGGAGACGUGGCAGUUGUGGCCAUCAAGGACACCGACAUUCCGGCCGAGGCAGAGGAAGAGGUUGCAUUCUUGGUGAUGAACAGGUUCGUCACCCCCGAAGGAGGAAUGGGCUUGGACGUCAAGUCCAUCGGGGGAUCAACACCGGAGGUCUCUCGCCAAUUUUCGAGUUGGUUCAAUCGGAAGCAAGGGGUGUUGCAUUUGUGUUCAAGUACUCCCUGCACCUACUCCGAAGACCACUAUGUGCACACGACUCGGGCCAGAUUCUUCACUCGAGAAGGUUUCAAUGCCCCUUACUUUGGGGCCGCUCAGAGGAGGCAGGUUGGACGUUGGCUUGGAGAAGGAGACGGAGGAGCUGGCGAGAGCGAGGUUAUCGAGGCUGGGGGAGAGUCAGUGAAAGCGACCAGUACCUCCGCGUCGAAGCGGAAAGACAAAGGCAAAGGAGAUGGUUCAGGUCGUUUAGAGAAACCUGGACAACGCCCUGGCGCUCUGAAACGCCCCAGACCCGUGACCAAGGCAGCACGGCAAGAACCAGAUCCAGCGGAGGAGCCCCCGUUGAAAAGGAAGAGGAAUGGAGGAGAGCAGGACGCCAUCGACGAGGACCUGACAUUAGAAAGUACGGCCGGUGUUGGAGGAGAGAGUGCAAACGAUUUGAGGGAGAAGUUGGAUGCACUCAGAGAGAGGUUGGGGGCCCGGCCGAAACGCCGAGUGAGCUUUGCAGAGGAUGCCAACCAAGAUCAAGAGCCCGAGGAAGUGUUGCGGGAGGCUGCA
Messenger RNA from Durusdinium trenchii, 1464 nucleotides. NCBI's taxonomy places the organism in Eukaryota, Dinophyceae, Suessiales, Symbiodiniaceae. The record is from the annotation of a GenBank genome assembly.